AUGUUAUAUCCCAACCGGCAUAGUCAAAACUCAAUACGCAGCACGUCUGUCUUCAUCCUCAUUGCGCCUUCGCAUGCGGCGGAAAAAUCCAUCGCGCACCGUCUCCCCGAAAACGUGUCUCAGAAUGACACAUUUCGCCAGGAUUUUCUUAUCCAUGAAUGCAUCGUCAGUGACAGUUUGAAAGGCUGGAUGGACUAUCAGGCCUGGCUAGAGGCCGAGUCCAAACAAAUAGCAAACCGAGUUUUAGUCCUUGAUAUCCUUCAGAGAGGAAACAAUGGGGAGCCUCGCAGCAUAUAUGUCAGUGCCGAAGACCGGCAGCGUCUGAAGCAAUUGGAAGAUUACAUCACCGAUAUGCUGGUUAUCCUCCAGACAAUGGUCGACUCCAUCAGUCGUAUCGGCAAGGCCUGCAGACGGCACUGCCAAACCAGUUGCAAUGGCACAGGCUCUUGCAUCUGUAGUCACAAGAUCGAAGGAUUUGAAGGGUAUGCCGCAGAAGCUCAGACAUCUUUGAACCGCGCGAAGGUGCUAAGAGAGCGCGUUCAAUCUACAGAGCAAUUGUGCUUGCACCUCUCAGAUCUGCUUGCUUAUGAAGAAGCGGCCGCAUUGACACAGCUUGCGUAUGCCUCCCGUAUUGAGAGUGAGGAGAUGGUUAAGCUGGCGGUCAGUACAAACGGCCUUCGUAUAGUCACUUAUCCCUCUUAG
Messenger RNA from Aspergillus fischeri NRRL 181, 702 nucleotides. RefSeq lists its product as uncharacterized. The record is from RefSeq and is a predicted model, not a curated record. The transcript is spliced from 3 exons. Lineage: Eukaryota; Fungi; Ascomycota; Eurotiomycetes; Eurotiales; Aspergillaceae. Bases 1 to 702 code for a protein of 233 amino acids.